AUGAAGUUUUCUCUGGUUCUCCUUUUUGUUUCAUCUCUCUUCCUGCAUGGAACCUUCGGUGUGAUUAUAUGCGAGGAUUUGACGAAGGACAAUUGCUCCUUCGCGAUCUCCUCGUCUGGAAAGCGAUGCGUGUUGGAGGAUUUCGAGGAUAAGAAAGGGAAAGUGGAGUUUCAAUGCCGGACGUCAGAAGUCAUGGUGGAGAUCAUGGCGGACUACAUUGAGAGUGACGAGUGUGUUAGGGCUUGCGGCGUUAAUAGAAACACGACAGGUAUUUCUUCGGAUGUAUUGCUUGAUAAAAAGGCAAUCGUCACUCUCUGCUCACCGCCGUGUUAUCAAAUGUGCCCUAACGUCAUUGAUCUACACUCCAAUUUGGCCGUUGGUGAAGGGGUAUCAUUGCCAGAUCUUUGUGAACAACAACGUAACCAUCCUGAUUGUGCCAUGAUCGAGCUUCUAAGCUCCAGUUUUGUCGCGGAUGGUCCGACAGGCAGUGCAAAUCAUCGCCGCGCGGCCCCAGCCCCAGCCCCAUCGUUCUAGUAAUUUUGUUUGUUGUGUUGAUUGUUUGAAAUUUUGGUGUAGAGCAUCUGGCGGAAUAAUUAGCAAACUAGAGAACGUAGAUAGAAAAAUAUUUUCUAUGAUCAUAUGAUAUUUUUGUAAUGCAUGUUCGGACUUGUUAUUCUUUUUCCCCUUCUACGAUGAGCAAAUUUUAGAUUUCAA
Messenger RNA from Helianthus annuus (common sunflower), 714 nucleotides. RefSeq lists its product as uncharacterized. The transcript has 3 exons. The coding region runs from base 1 to 534 and encodes 177 amino acids. The record is from RefSeq and is a predicted model, not a curated record. NCBI's taxonomy places the organism in Eukaryota, Viridiplantae, Streptophyta, Magnoliopsida, Asterales, Asteraceae.